AUGGAGAAACGUAAGCCGGCCGGACUGCUGCCCCUGCGGUCGUGCCACCUCCGCGGCGAGCCCCUGGACCUGCCGGGGUCCCUGCCCCGCCUCCCCCUCGGGGACCCCUUCAGGGUCUCGUGGCGUCUCGACGCCGCGUGCUGGGAGCGGGCGCCCCGGGACUGCGCCGCGAGGCGGUCGUGCCCGCCGCUGCCGCUGGACCGCGCCUUCGAGCCCGCCUUCCUCCGCAGGCGCAACGAGCGCGAGCGGCAGCGGGUACGCUGCGUGAACGAGGGGUACGCGCGCCUGCGAGACCACCUGCCCCGCGAGCUGGCCGACCGGCGGCUCAGCAAGGUGGAGACGCUCCGCGCCGCCAUCGGCUACAUCAAGCACCUCCAGGAGCUGCUGGAGCGCCACGCCCGGGGGCAGGAGGGCCCCGCCGGCACCCGUCCCCCGCGCGCCGCCGAGUGCAACAGCGACGGCGAGUCCAAGGCCUCGUCGGCGCCCUCGCCCUGCAGCGAGCCCGAGGAGGCGGGCAGCUAG
This is a messenger RNA of Puma concolor (puma), 522 nucleotides long. Lineage: Eukaryota; Metazoa; Chordata; Mammalia; Carnivora; Felidae. The record is from RefSeq and is a predicted model, not a curated record.